UUUUAUACCUGUCCUGCCACCAACUGUUACACAAGGUUAGAAUCCUUGGAUCGCUCUGGGCUGCAGUUAUAUGAUGGCUCCUGCGAUUUUGACUGGUUUCCUGCCACUCUGUGUGUCUCUCCUGCUGACAUCCGGCUUUGCAGAGGCAGGCAAGCUGCUGGUGGUGCCCAUGGGCGGGAGCCACUGGUUCACCAUGCGAGAGGUUGUGAAGGAGCUCCUCCACAGAGGACAUGAGCUGGUCAUGGUCUCGCCAGAGAUGAAUUUGCAUGUGGACAGCCACCUCAACCUUACAUUGAAGAUUUAUGCCACAGGUCACACAGCGGAGGAGGUGAACAAAGAAUUGAAGAUUUUUACGGAUGAUCAGUGGGAAGAUAGAGGAAAUGCUUUAUUUGCUAUGUUGAAAGCUCGCAGCUCUAUUUUUGAAUACUUUUUUUCACAAUGUAGGGGUUUGUUUAAGGACAAAAAAUUAGUGAAAUUCUUAGAAGAGAAUACUUUUGAUGCUGUGUUUCUAGAUCCUUUUGACAUGUGUGGCUUAAUUGUAGCCAAGUACCUGUCAGUCCCUUCUGUGAUCUUCACCAGGAGAGCUUUUUGCCAUUAUACGGACGAAGGGACACAGAGUCCCAACCCUCUUUCUUACGUCCCUAGGACAUUCUCGUUAUUCUCAGAUGUCAUGACUUUCUGGGAGAGAAUGCAGAAUCAUUACUUGCACAUGCAGGAACAUAUAUUUUGCCCCUAUUUUCUCAAAACUGCUUUAGAGGUUGCCUCUGAGAUCCUGCAAAUACCCGUCACGCCCUACGAUCUCUACAGCCAUGUAUCCAUCUGGCUGAUUCGAGCUGACUUUGUUUUGGAAUAUCCAAGACCCGUGAUGCCAAACAUGGUCUUCAUUGGAGGCAUCAACUGCCACCAGCUAAAACCACUGUCUAAGGUAAGUCACCUGUCCUUCAGCCUAUCAAGAACAAUCUGGCCAUGA
Molecule: messenger RNA, 970 nt
Organism: Talpa occidentalis (Iberian mole)
Lineage: Eukaryota; Metazoa; Chordata; Mammalia; Eulipotyphla; Talpidae
Product: UDP-glucuronosyltransferase 1A7-like
Exons: 1
Coding region: 71-970 (299 amino acids)
Molecular function (GO): UDP-glycosyltransferase activity
Source: RefSeq, a predicted model, not a curated record